Stegastes partitus (bicolor damselfish) is the source of this 1095-nucleotide messenger RNA. RefSeq names its product short chain dehydrogenase/reductase family 39U, member 1 (gene sdr39u1). NCBI's taxonomy places the organism in Eukaryota, Metazoa, Chordata, Actinopteri, Pomacentridae. The record is from RefSeq and is a predicted model, not a curated record. Bases 116 to 1024 code for a protein of 302 amino acids. The transcript has 6 exons.
CAAACGCGCUAAAAUAUUUCACUGACGCUCAGAGCAUUUUUGUCACUCGGAUAAGGUUUAUGUCUCAGCGACGUUCAGAUAAUUUCAUCCAGCUUUGAAGGAUAGUCUUCUUGCUAUGAGAGUCUUAAUAGGAGGGGGAUCCGGCUUCGUGGGCCGUGAGCUGACUCGCCUGCUCAGAGACAAAGGCCAUGAGGUCACAGUGAUUUCUCGCCAGCCUGGUCCAGGGAAGAUUACAUGGGGUGAGUUGGAGUCCCAGGGCCUCCCACCAUGUGAAAGUGCCGUCAACUUGGCUGGAGAGAAUCUCAUGAACCCACUUCGAUGGUGGAAUGAAAGCUACAAAAAAGAUUUGUUCUCCAGUCGCAUUGACACGACAAAGGCUCUGUCUAACGCCAUCGCUGCCUCCUCCAGUCCGCCUCACUCAUGGGUGCUUGUGUCAGGUGUAGCUUGCUACAAACCCAGUCUGACAGCUGAGUACACAGAAGACAGCGAGUGGACACCGUUUGACCUCCUCUCAAAGCUUGUCAAAGAGUGGGAAGCCUCGGCGCUUCUUCCUGAGAGUGUGGCAAAAACAACCAAACAAGUCGUCAUCCGGCCUGGAGCGGUGUUGGGUCGAGAUGGUGGCGCCAUGAAGCAAAUGCUGCUGCCCUUCUGGCUCGGCCUCGGUGGCACCCUGGGGUCCGGGAGUCAGCCGUUCCCCUGGAUCCACGUCUCGGACCUGGCAGGAAUCAUCGCCCAGGCGCUGGAGCCCGCUGCCGACGCUGCCUCCCCUUCACCGCAAGUGUUGAACGGAGUCGCACCUGCGCUCAACACCAACUACGAGUUCACUAAAGAACUGGGCCGGGUCCUGAGGCGGCCCACCAUUUUUCCCGUGCCUGGCUUCGUCAUGAACACCCUGAUGGGCUCUGAGAGGGCCGUGGUCCUCACUCAAGGCCAAAAAGUCAUCCCACAGAGGACUUUAGAGUCUGGAUUUCAGUACAAGUACCCAGACUUGACCUCAGCGCUGAAGCAGAUUGUUGGGAGCUAACAAAUAUUGAAGGAGUGUGUGUCGUAUUUACUGUGUUCCAAGAAAUAAAAUAAAUAUAAGCGCAUAAGGAU